ACUAUGUUUACCUUUUGAUACAGGGGGAAUCAGGUGUUAUUCAUGGGUUUUUACAUGGGGUUUUGUGGGAAGACAAAGUGUGAGACAGGAAAAAUAUGUGUUGGUUCAACUGACAAUGACCAUGUUUAUUAUAGUCAAACUAUAGGCUAAUGAUAUUCUCUAUCUACAUUCCAGGACGGUAGACUACAGCCAGGAGAUCAGCUGGUGUCGAUUAAUAAGGAGUCGUUAGUUGGAGUGACCUAUGAGGAGGCUAGAAGUAUCCUGACACGCACCAAACUCAGACCAGACCCUACGGUGGAGAUAGCGUUUAUGAGACACAGGUCUUCCUCCAGCUCUGCUUCCUCCAGCAGUGGCCCCCAGAGCCCUAUCACCCCCCAGGGCCCAGUCAGCGGAGCCCCCGCAGUGCCCCCCAUCAGGAGAGAGACCAUGGCUGUGCUGGGGGCCCUGCCUCCCCCUGCAUCACUGCUCCAGCACAGGAGAACCACACUCCCUGCAGCCCUCCCUGGGGUUCCCCUGGUGGUGCCCAAGAACACCUUCACCCCCAACCCCGCCAGCGAGACUCUGCCAUCUGUCAACCUUAGCCAAGUUCGAAUGAGAACAGAACAGAUGUGUGUCUCCUCCCCCCGUCAGAGUCCCAGCACCACAGAUGCCAAGCCUGAAUCCUACCCUGCCUGUCAGCCAAACAGCAUCCAGCACACACCACACAGGAAGUGCUCCCUCAGCUCCAUCAGUCGCCUCAAACUGGAGAGGCUGGAGCAGGCUCUGGAUGCAUUAGGACUGAAUCCUACGGAGGCACAGAGACAGACGUUGAGGGCCAGACUGCGAACAGACCCUGCUGGGACCGUGGCCUACGCAGAGGGGUGCUGGAGACAUCCUUCAGAACUUCCCAGAUCAACUGGAGACGGCAGCAUAGACCAGCUGGACCAGGAUGGCAAAUGACAAACAAACAAUAGAUUGGUGGUUUACAGAUUAUUUUUGGAGUUUGUUUUACGCGGUGGAGAAGCUAGGCAGAGGGUAUUGAAUCCCCUUGCCUGUGUGUGUUGUUGGUGCCAUUCAAGCAAUUUAUCCCUCACAUGAUGGACAGUCUGUUGGAUACAAUGAAGUUGAUGACUUAAGGGAAGAUGUGGAAAGUCCCAUAACAACAAUAUCCCAUUGUAUCAAAGUGGCUCCGAACUCCACCACCCAAACACACCAUAUGCAAGUAUUCUCUUAGUAGAACUGUAGUGUUUAAUAUAGGCGAUAGUAGUAUAUUUUCCUCCUACUGUAUAUAUGUCAUACAUAUAUACAUACGAAAACAGAAAUUCCUUAUUUCCAUAAGUAUUCAGACCCUUUGCUAUGAGACUCGAAAUUGAGCUC
Molecule: messenger RNA, 1356 nt
Organism: Oncorhynchus mykiss (rainbow trout)
Lineage: Eukaryota; Metazoa; Chordata; Actinopteri; Salmoniformes; Salmonidae
Source: RefSeq, a predicted model, not a curated record